Molecule: messenger RNA, 1394 nt
Organism: Vicia villosa (hairy vetch)
Lineage: Eukaryota; Viridiplantae; Streptophyta; Magnoliopsida; Fabales; Fabaceae
Exons: 9
Coding region: 109-1143 (344 amino acids)
Molecular function (GO): S-adenosylmethionine-dependent methyltransferase activity
Source: RefSeq, a predicted model, not a curated record
GAUAAAAAAAUUAAAAAAAGAAAAAGAAAAAGUAGGAGGCACACACACCAGAAACGUCAACGAUGGAAGGCGAGGCAGUUGCAGUGCCAAACUGACAGAAUUCAAAUCAUGAUAGGCAUAUCAGUAACCGGUAUGAUGUACACGCUCACCCCAACAAUCUCUUCAUUCACGCGCUUCUCACCCACUUUUUUCACUUCUAAUUUUCGUCUUCGAGCUUCUUCUUCUUCAACCACAUUUCUUGACACCAAUCCAACGGUGGAUUCCGUUGUAGUUGAGAACGAAGUUACUCGGAGCAGCAAUCCCUUGGCUUGUCCCGUGUGUUACAACUCUUUAAAUUGGAAAACUCAUCAUGCUUUGUCCCUAGAUUCUAUCCCUGGAUCUAGUUUACAAUGUAGAACCUGUCAGAAAGCAUAUGUUGGUAACCAAACUCAUCUUGAUCUCACGGCAAUAAGCGGUGCUAAAAACUAUGGUGAAUCCAUGCCAGCUUCCACUGAGCUUUUCAGGACGCCGUUGAUAUCAUUUCUCUAUGAGAGGGGCUGGCGUCAAACCUUUUCUGUAAUGGGUGGUUUUCCAGGUCCUGAGAAAGAGUUUGAAAUGAUGAAGGGUUUCCUAAAACCAAUAUUGGGUGGAAAUAUCAUCGAUGCUAGUUGUGGAAGUGGAAUGUUUUCAAGAUUAUUUGCAAAAAGUGGACUUUUUUCUUUGGUUGUGGCUCUGGACUACUCAGAGAACAUGUUGAGGCAAUGUUACGAGUUUGUUCAGCAGGAAGAUAACUUUCCAAAAGAGAACUUCAUCUUGGUUAGAGCAGACAUAGCUAGACUUCCUUUUGUCUCAAGUUCUAUUGAUGCCGUGCAUGCAGGAGCAGCUCUCCAUUGUUGGCCUUCACCAUCAGCAGCUGUAGCUGAAAUAAGCCGUGUUUUACGGCCUGGAGGUGUCUUUGUUGCAACCACCUACAUACUGGACGGGCCUUUUAGCGCUGUCCCAUUUCUAACUACAUUUCGCCGGAGUAUAAAGCAAGUAUCCGGGAGCUGCGUCUUUCUCUCUGAGCGUGAACUCAAAGCUCUCUGCAAGGCGUGUGGACUGGUUGGGUUUAAAUGCAUCAGAAAUGGGCCUUUUGUGAUGAUUUCUGCUGCAAAGCCUAAAUAAGAUUAUUGGCAUAUCAGAAGUUGGGAAGAGACAACACUUCACACCGAAAAUGUGUCGAUUUCGACAGAUGGUGAAGGGGGUGUCCGUUCAUCAAGAUGUGUGAGAAAUGUGAAAUCAAAUUUAUUUGUAAAUAUUGCAGCUCCUCUAUUUGACCCUUCUACUUAAUUGGUUUUUUCAUUUUUUCUUUUCUUUGCAUUUGAUGUAUCAUUACCUCAUCACCAUUCUAUAACUAGUAAUUGGAGUAAUAAGAA